GGACGCCGCCGCUGCCGUCGCUGCAAAAGGUAAAGCAGUGGUUGGAAAGGGCCGUCGUCCACUGCAGGCAUGCGUAAACAGCAAACGAAGCCGUCUCGCCAUUGAAGGAGCACCUGCACCGAAGACUCCUCCUUCCUCCAUCCUUCAGAAGUUUAAAUCAAUUGG
Messenger RNA from Striga hermonthica, 165 nucleotides. The record is from the annotation of a GenBank genome assembly. Lineage: Eukaryota; Viridiplantae; Streptophyta; Magnoliopsida; Lamiales; Orobanchaceae.